GAGUGAGUGGAGCCCUCCGCCACGGACUCCGUGUGGGCGCGAGUGUGCAGGCCAUGCUGUUUGGCUCAUGUUGAACCUCGACUGUGGCCACGGCUAUUUUACACGGCCAUACUCGGGCCGCUUGUCCAACAACCCCCAUCGGCUCUUCCACGCGCCUGCACGACAAAGUCUCUGCACAUAGACUUUUGUCUUUCAUCCUGACUUCUCCUUCGACUUUCAUCCUCCAUUGCGUUUGUGUUCUGCUCUCAACCUAGUCCUCUUCCUUAUAGCCCAUUAUCUUUUAUCUUCCAAUGACAUCCACCCCCAACGACGCAGCCGCCUUCGAGGCCGCUAUCAUUCGUGCUUGCGCUGAACACGAGCGCUCUCAUUGGAGGGAGAAUGGCUACAGACGUUGCCUCGUCAUCGAUGGAUUCUUCGUUAAAUUCGACGAUUACGAGUCUCUGUACCCUGAAUUUGAGACGCAGACGUACGUCUUCCAGUGUGCAAAGAGCAACAUGAGUGCGCCACACGUUCCUGAGGUCAUUCAAUUCUUCCAUCGUGACCAUCAGAUGUCGUACAUGGUUAUGGAGAACCUCAAGUUUACUCCCACUCCAGUCCCGGACCUUCCCCAAAGGGCGGCACUGGCAAUCCAGUGGCUUCGUGAUCUUCCAACUCCUCCUCCCGACCGUGUCCGGAUUGGCCCUCUAGGAAGCGGUCACGCCCGCCAUAAGUUUUUCAAGGACUACAAUGCGCCUCUGUCUUUCUCAAGCAUCCAGGCUAUCGAGCGGUACUUGAAUAAAGCUAGUACGAAGGUUACGCCCAGGUCCGGGCCAGUAGCACACGUCAGCCUUUGCAAUGAGCGGCUGGUCUUUACGCAGUCCGACAUGGACGAGAGCAACUUCGGCGUCGAUGUCGAAGGGAGGACGUGCCUCUUUGACUUCGGAGCAGUAGGAUUACUGCCAGAAUCAUUCGCCAGCUAUACUAUGUCUUCGAGCGUCCAGUUCACCGCCGCCGUCGCGCAGCACUUGGGUUGGCCGUCCAGUCCCAAUCUACGUACGAUGGGUAGGAUCAGUACAUUUUUGUGGAUGUAUUUCGAUCCGACCUUGGGUCUGGACGAUAACGGCAAUCCCAGAUAGCGUAGUAAGUUUCGAUAUAUGUAUAGCCUUGCGAUCUCCAAGCUACAUGUAGUAAGCGAACCUCUCUGCUUGCUAUAGAAGUUGCACGAAUAACUAAUCUAGAACCAUGAUUCCUGGGGUUUGUUUUUUCCAAACGAGUAUAUUCUGCAACCGUUGUCCGAGUCCUCUGCCGUUGUCUUUCUCCUAAUAACUAACUGUCUUCUUCGCAUCCCGUUUAUUUGUGCAAAUCAUGCUCUCCUUCUCCUAAACAUGAUUUUUCAUGAAAUGCUGGCUCGUCUCUGCGAUUUGUUAGUCUCAGUUUUCGAGCUUUUCUUUGCCGCUAUUGAUGUGUCGUAAUAUGUAGUACCUCGAGCUUCUCAUUAUUGAUAGUAGCACUAGUACGACUGGCUUUCCCCUCUACUUAUCGAACUCCAUUUGGCUUGGGAGACGACGGACAUUUCCAUUAUUUAAUCUUGGACCUAGCUUGAACAUGAUGGUCGCC
Molecule: messenger RNA, 1596 nt
Organism: Laetiporus sulphureus 93-53
Lineage: Eukaryota; Fungi; Basidiomycota; Agaricomycetes; Polyporales; Laetiporaceae
Exons: 5
Coding region: 291-1115 (274 amino acids)
Source: RefSeq, a predicted model, not a curated record